AUAGGUUUCAUCGAAAUCUGAUUGAUAUUAUUAUGUAGAAAUGAUAUAUUUUCUAAGCAAGAAAUACAGCAACAAAAAUAAAUCAACAAAAUGUCGAACAAAAUAUACUGGGAGCCGGCAAAGGCUUUCCGCCCGGAAAACGAGAGGUCGAAAGUAGAUAUCUGGCACCGGUCAUUCAAACCGACUUACGAGCAGGAGGAGCCCCAGAUGGCACUGCUUCUAUCCUGGCACUACGGUCGCCAGUGGGUGGAGGAGCGUGAUAUGAACAAGAUGGAGACCAAGGUGAAGAUGAUGAAGGAGGUCAAAUUCAUUCCACCCAACUAUACCAGUUGGCUUGAGAAGCGGAGGCCCAAAAGGACUAAGCAACAGCUGCUCAGAUCUUGAUGUUUUAUUUGUGUUCAUUAAGUUAUCCAGCUUUUGAAUAUGAACUUUUGUAAAAAUUGUUUAUUAAUUAAUAGUCACGUUCUGGCUUUCUUUAUAAAAUUUGUAUCUAAAUGUAUGAAAAUAAUACAACAAAAUAGUAUGUAAUGUAUAGAUUUUAAACAUAAUAAUAUUAA
Molecule: messenger RNA, 557 nt
Organism: Drosophila sechellia
Lineage: Eukaryota; Metazoa; Arthropoda; Insecta; Diptera; Drosophilidae
Exons: 1
Coding region: 91-384 (97 amino acids)
Source: RefSeq, a predicted model, not a curated record